AUGAGUGACGAGGAGUUGUUUCGGAGAGCAUCAAUGGUUCCUAGAAUUCAAUAUUUUCCUUACAAGCUUGUUCCGAAAGUCGCUUUCAUGUUCUUGACAAAGGGACCUCUACCUUUGUCUCCCUUGUGGGAGAAGUUUUUCAAGGGACAUGAAGGACUAUACUCCAUUUAUGUGCACGCACACCCUGAUUUCAAUGAAUCAGUGCCUGAAGAUUCUGUCUUCCACGGUAGAAGAAUUCAUAGCCAGGUCUAUUGGGGAACAUCAUCAAUGUUAGAUGCCGAGAGACGCCUCUUAGCAAAUGGACUUCUUGACAUCUCCAACCAAAGAUUUGUGCUGCUUUCUGAAUCCUGCAUUCCUUUAUUCAACUUCUCAACAGCAUAUGACUACCUCAUCAACUCAAACCAAAGCUUCCUGAACUCAUUUGAUGACCCUGAAAGCCAGGGCCGGGGUCGAUACAACCCUCAAAUGUACCCCAUGAUAAACAUCACAAAUUGGAGAAAGGGGUCUCAGUGGUUCGAAGUGCACCGUGAGCUUGCCGUCCACAUUGUUUCGGAUCGGAAAUAUUAUCCGAUCUUUCAACAGUACUGCAACCCUCCCUGUUACAUUGAUGAGCACUAUAUUCCAACACUUGUGAACUUGUUGUACACUGAGUUGAGUUCGAAGAGAAGCGUUACUUGGGUGGAUUGGUCAAGAGGUGGUCCUCAUCCUGGAAAAUUUGGAUGGAUUGAUAUUUCGAAUGAGCUUUUGAAUCGGAUUCGGUUCGGAUCAAAAUGCACGUACAAUGGCAAUACAACUUCAGUGUGUUUCCUGUUUGCUAGAAAAUUCUUACCUAAUACAUUGGAACCUUUGUUGCGGGUUGCCCCUUUGCUACUUGGUUUUGAUCAAUAA
Messenger RNA from Pyrus x bretschneideri (Chinese white pear), 888 nucleotides. Its product is annotated as glycosyltransferase BC10. The record is from RefSeq and is a predicted model, not a curated record. Lineage: Eukaryota; Viridiplantae; Streptophyta; Magnoliopsida; Rosales; Rosaceae. Gene Ontology annotation, cellular component: membrane. Gene Ontology annotation, molecular function: glycosyltransferase activity.